CUGACUAAGAAUCAGCUGAAUGUCUUCCUAUCCCUCAACCCAGUUUGGCCCAAUAUGACAAAGCUGUCUAAGCUCUUCCUACGCAACAAUGACCUGAGGUUGCUACACCCUGGUCAGUUCCUGAACUGCCUCGCUCUCACCUUACUGGACCUGAGUGAGAACCGGAUCGAAUAUCUACCCAUUGGAUUCCUCCACGGAUUAUCUAAUCUGAAGACGCUGUUUGUGAACUUUAACCAGAUUCAAAUGUUACAGGUUGGUGGAUUGGAAGGAGCCUUUGCCCUCACUGACCUCCACCUUAGCCACAACAAUAUAACAAAGAUAGAGGAAGGUGUGUUCAAGAACUCCACUGUGUUGGAGAACCUUGUUCUGUCCAGAAACAGAAUCACAGGUGUGGGCGAAGCCAGCUUCAAAGGAGUGACAAAUCUCCAACAGCUUAACCUGAGUGGUAACAUGCUGGUCACUGUUCCAGCUGAGGCAUUGAGGGUUGUAAACAGGCUCAGGUAUCUGUAUCUACAGAAGAACAGCAUCAUCAGCCUUCCAGAGGAUUGCUUCUCCUCAUUGAGCCUAUUGGAGCAUCUAGACUUGAGCAACAACAAGCUGACCACUCUGUCUGAGGGAUCACUCAGAGGUCUGAACAUACUGCUUGCGCUGGACCUCAGUUUCAACCUCAUAGAUUCUCUUCCUUCAAAAGUCUUCGAAGACCUGAUCAGCCUUCAGUCACUUGAUUUAUACAGGAACAUGCUGGCAUCUCUUCCUCUGGAUGUAUUCAGUAACUUGAACAACCUGCAAGAGUUGCAGCUGGACAGCAAUCAGAUCUCUGCCAUACCAGUCGGGGUAUUCGAUUUGUUGUCCAAACUCAACGACUUACAUCUGUCGAACAACCGCAUCCCGGAGCUCCGACCUGCUCUGUUCAACAAGCUUGAAUCACUGCAGAACCUGUACUUGGAGUCCAACGCUCUGAGGCACCUUCACGAAGGCCUUUUCCACAAGAUGAAGGUCCUCAAGAAGAUACACCUCAAUGACAACCAUAUCAGGUCUCUACAUCCCUCAGUCUUCGAUGGUUUGGUGCAAGUACAUUCGCUGAAGCUCUCUCGCAACCAUCUCACCUCUCUACACCCGGACCAGUUCAGAGACCUUAUUGGUUUGAAAAAGUUAAAACUAGAUGGAAACCACAUAGGUAACCUUCCUGCAAGCCUGUUUGUGAAUCUACUACAUCUUAAUACACUGCAUCUGGACUAUAACCGUAUCUCAGAGCUGUCUCCUGAUGACUUCGUAGGGUUGACUAACCUGAAAGACCUCAGAUUGAGCUUCAAUCAGCUCCAUGACAUCCCGUUUAACACUUUCUAUCCCCUACACAACCUCCACAAGCUUCUGCUGAAGAACAACAGUCUGGGUAGUUUACACCCUCAGCUCUUUGCCCGACUUCGAAAGCUAACAGAACUCAACUUGGAUGGAAACAAGUUGGAUCACCUGCAACCUGGUGUAUUUAAAGGACUCUUAAAACUUCAGAAACUGAGUUUAAAGUCCAACCAGCUUAGAGCAGUAGAGAAUGGGACUUUGGAGCAUUUAAUAAACCUUAGGGCUGUCUAUCUGUCAGGUAAUUUAUGGGACUGCUCCUGUGCACAUAUUCUCUACAUCAGCAGCUGGGUCAACAUGCACCGAGACAAGCUCGGAGACCAGCCCACUUGCUUCUUCUCUUCUUCUUCCUCAGAGAAUACAACACUUUCUCAGGCAGCUCUGUCUCCCCCGUUGUUACAAGAUCAUUGCAUAACAAGUGCUGCAAGUGGCUCGUCCCCUUUAUUUCCUCUAGAAAUGCUGAAUCUGCUCACAGUUUCUCUCAUAGCUGUCUGCCCACUGUGA
Molecule: messenger RNA, 1860 nt
Organism: Perca flavescens (yellow perch)
Lineage: Eukaryota; Metazoa; Chordata; Actinopteri; Perciformes; Percidae
Product: leucine-rich repeat-containing protein 15
Exons: 1
Coding region: 55-1860 (601 amino acids)
Molecular function (GO): protein binding
Source: RefSeq, a predicted model, not a curated record